UUGUUAUAUUUCCUCUAUAUAAUAAUAGAAUCUGCUGCUAUUUUCCAGCUACUAAAGUGAUGUCUUUUUAUUUGUGCAGUUGCCAUUUACUGGAGAAAUGGAGGAGUUGCGUGAAAAAGCUCUUAAUUCAGAACCAGAGUAUCCAACCCACCUGGAUAACAGAACCGCUGCAAUAAUAAGAGAACUCCUACAGAAAUACUCCGGAUUCCGUCUGGGAUCAAAUAGAAAUGAUGGGGAAGAAGUGCAGAAAUUCCAUUACUUUGAGCCAAUAGACUGGAAAGCGCUGAAGGACAGGCAGUUGCAAGCGCCAUUCAUACCCAUGCAAGAUGUCCAGUCUACAGAAGAGGAGCAAAGGGAUGAUGGUGUCGUAACACCCACAGAUAGUAUGCAGCCGCUUCCCUCAGACGUGCACAAGGCAUUCACAAAAUUUGAAGAGAUGCCAGAAGUCUUAUAAAAUAGUAACAGUGCACAGGACAAUACCAACUGUCAGGAGUAAUACCCUCAGCUUGUGGGACUGGAGAAGAUUUCAAACUCCUAAAAAUUCAGCCUCAACCUAUU
This is a messenger RNA of Xenopus laevis (African clawed frog), 558 nucleotides long. Its product is annotated as serine/threonine-protein kinase N2-like. The coding region runs from base 98 to 454 and encodes 118 amino acids. NCBI's taxonomy places the organism in Eukaryota, Metazoa, Chordata, Amphibia, Anura, Pipidae. The transcript is spliced from 3 exons. The record is from RefSeq and is a predicted model, not a curated record.